AUGCAGAGAUGCUACUCCAAGCCGCGCCCCAAAGACUCGUACGACUACGUCUCGCUCCUGCAGUACCACGGCGACCCCAGACGCCUCGCACAAAUCCACUCCCGCGUCAUCACCUCGGGCUUGGAGUGCGACCGCUUCGUGGCCGCGGGCCUCGUCGCCCGCUACGCCGCGCUGGGCCGCGCCGGCGUGGCGGCCGCACGCCAGGUGUUCGACCGCGCGCCGCACCGGGACUCCUUUCUCUGGAACGUCAUGCUCCGGGGCUACGCGCGCGCCGGCACGCCGCGCGAGGCCCUCGCGCUCUUCGCGCGCAGCCGGGCGGCCGCGGCCGGGAACCGCUACACGUACACGUUCGUUGUCAAGGCGUGCGCCGCCGUGGGGGACGGCGCGGGGCGAGUCGGCCAGGCCGUGCACGCGCUCACGGUCAGAGCCGGGGUGGAGCCCGACGUCUUCGUGGGCAACGCGCUCGUAGCGUUCUACGCCAGGUGCGGCGAUGUGGCGAUGGCGAGAAAGGUGUUCGACGGGGUCACCGAGAAGGAUGUCGUGAGCUGGAACUCGAUUAUCGCCGGGUACGCCCAGAACGGGCACUCAGACGAGGCGGUCGCGCUGCUUCGCUCCAUGCUGCGGCGUGGCGCGGAUUGCCGGCCAGACCAUGUCACUCUGGUCGCCGUGCUCCCGGCCUGUGCAGCAUCAGGGGCUGUGCGCGAAGGCCUGUGGACGCAUUCAUACGUUGUAAGUACUGCCAUUGUCAUGAACGCCGCUUUGGCUAGCGGGCUCAUUGCCAUGUACGCUGCGUGCGGACGGCUUGACAUCGCUCGGGUCGUCUUCGAGCGUGUUCUGGACAGGACCCAAGCCGUCUACACUUCAAUGAUCCAGGCUUACGGGAGCCACGGCCAGGGCGUCGAGGCACUAGACAUGUUCCACCAGAUGCUGGCGAAUGGCAUUGCGCCCGACGGCAUCUGCUUCGUGUCCGUGCUUUCGGCUUGCGCGCACGGCGGCCUGGUGGACGACGGGCUCGAGGUCUUUGACAUGAUGGACGACCACCGCGUGGAGAAGCGGCAGGUGCAUUACGCCUGCGUGGUCGACUUGCUAGGCCGCGCCGGGCAGCUCUCUCGAGCGCUCGGGGUCGUCGAGGCCAUGCCGUUUGAACCGGGGAGAGACGUCUGGGGCGCGCUGCUCGGCGCUAGCCGGCUGCACGGUGACAUUGAGCUCGCCGAGCGUGCGGCUGAGCGGCUGCUCGUCCUCGACCCAGGGAACGCCGGCCGGUACGCUGCGUUGGCCCAGAUGUACGACGACGCCGGGAGAUGGGACGACGCGUCGACGGUGAGGACCAUGAUGCGGGAUCGAGGGGUGAACAAGCCACUUGCAAGCAGUAUUGUUGAGGGAGACAUGGAUGCGUAG
Messenger RNA from Phragmites australis (common reed), 1398 nucleotides. RefSeq names its product pentatricopeptide repeat-containing protein CRR2, chloroplastic-like. The record is from RefSeq and is a predicted model, not a curated record. The coding region runs from base 1 to 1398 and encodes 465 amino acids. Gene Ontology annotation, molecular function: RNA binding; protein binding. The transcript has a single exon. Gene Ontology annotation, biological process: RNA modification. Lineage: Eukaryota; Viridiplantae; Streptophyta; Magnoliopsida; Poales; Poaceae.